UAGAGCCAGCUCCAAGAUGUCAGCGCCCAUACAUCACGUUCGACAAGAAAUUUGUCAAACCCGUCCCGCUUAUCGAGAAGGGAAACAGCCGAAAGCUGUCAAGGUUUAUACAGUAGCACAGGAAUCGUGUUAUAUUUUAAUACAAGGUGUACCAGCAGUAGGUGCUCAAGAUGAUCUUGUUAAAUUAUGUUGUGAGUUUGGAGUUUUAGAAACAUACUGGCCAUUAGAUGAUUAUCCAUCUGAUGAAUUCACAUUGGUGUACUUAUUCCAGUAUGAACGGAUACAAUCAGCUCGGGUUGCUAAAAUAAAACUGGAUGACAAAUCUUUUUUCGGUGGAGUACUCCAUGUUUGUUAUGCACCAGAAUAUGAAACGGUACAAGACACCAGAGAGAAACUACAAGAUCGGAGAAAAACAGUAGCAGCAAAAAUACGUCAGAAUGCUGGUCUUAGUCCACAGAGUAACCGAUCAACCAAAUUCAGUAAAAAGGAAUUUAAACAAAAUAAAUCUAUGUCAACAUCAACAGACAAAAAUCAGACACAAAAUCCAAUUAAUAAGUUUCCGUAUCACCAGGAUCCAUUACAAAUAAACAUAACUGACACACAUGUUGAAAAAAUAAAUCCCUCUUUGCCAGCAGUGACAAUACCUUAUUCAGAAUCCGUGCCAGCAGUGACAAUACCUUAUUCAGAAUCUGUGCAGGCAGAGAUUCAACAUAAUCGGUCUAUAUCUAUGCUACCUCCUCCCCAACACAUCCCACUGUCAUACCCCUCCCAACAGAAUACCAUGGUUCAGUCCAUCGUACUGCCUUCCCACAAUGAACACAAGUCUGCUAACAAGGCUGAUCAAAUACAGUCAGAAAAAUCAUCCAGUGACACUAACAGUGAUUCAAAGAUUGUGAAAGGACUCAUUGUUAAAGACUACAAAAAUAAAUACUCAGCGACUAAAUUUAUUCCCCGUCAAGCCAUAAAGAAGACUGUCCCUGUGGAAAAUGGCACAAAAAAAGACAAAGAUGAAGUCAACAGAAAUAUCAGAAAAAAUGCCUUCACUUUGGGUAAAUCACAAGAUGUGGAAACUCCCAAAGAGUUAAAAACACUAACUAUGCCAAAAGAAACCGAGUUAUCUGUCCAGACAUCUGUUAAGGAUAUCAGAAAACAAGUUUCUAAGUUUUCAGAUGCUCCUCCAGUGAAAAAGAAGAAAAUGAAAUGAAGUAUAUUUGGAACAGAAUUAUUAAAUAAACCUUUAUUCUACUGUGAUUAUUCAUCCUGAUAUACCACAAAAACAAAGCAAUAAAUGCUUAUAGACAUUAAUCAUCAUCAUCAUCAUCAGCAUCAUCAAUCUGAUUAAAUACAGAUCUAUAUUUCGAUGGCCUUCACUACAUGAUGAUCUGACCAGUUGUACUGGGAGGUUGUGUCAGGAGUAAUAUGAGCAGCUUUUGACCCUAUGACAUCAGACAUUGAUUAAUCAAUCAACAUUGGCGGUUCUAGGGGUUUACCCGCAGUUCCGUGCACAGCACACCAAGAACUCACCAUAACAGACCGUUUCAUUGGCUAAUUCCUCACAUCAACUAGAACACCUGUUAUAUAACAACUCUUCCAGAUCCUGGUUUUGUGAAGACAGGUAAAACAAAAUUUUGAACUAUAAAAAACGAAACGAAAUAGGAUCUGUGUUUUAAUCAGAUUGCAUCAUCAUCAUCAUCAUCAUCACUAAUCACUCUCAACCCAUGAACCUUAAACAUGACCAUAUCUUGUUGAUAUAUAUAACACAUGUUGACUAGAAUUACAAGUCAUGUGAUUUACCUUGACUAUAAUCAACUUAGUAAGUCUGUUAAUUGAUAUUUAUUGGAAAAAUUAAAUUUUGUUGCAUUGAAUUCAGCCAUUAGCAUGUUAUAGCUUAUUUAUUCUCAGAAUUUCUCUUGUAACGGACAGAGUUUUCAGAGAACAGAGUUUUCAGAGAAUGUCUGACUGCAUCAACAUUUUUCGUUUUGUAUUGUUUUGUUAUAAUAUUUAUAUAAAGACAUGUAUAUGUCUGUAUUUGUUUCAAUAAAAAUAAUGUUUUUUUAUAUGUGAG
Patella vulgata (common limpet) is the source of this 2065-nucleotide messenger RNA. Its product is annotated as RNA-binding protein 48. Bases 17 to 1204 code for a protein of 395 amino acids. The record is from RefSeq and is a predicted model, not a curated record. The transcript is spliced from 5 exons. Gene Ontology annotation, molecular function: nucleic acid binding. Gene Ontology annotation, cellular component: nucleoplasm. Lineage: Eukaryota; Metazoa; Mollusca; Gastropoda; Patellidae.